AUGGCACCGAUCGAGCCUCCUGCGAGAGAAAUAGAACAGCUUGUUGAGAGAUUAAUAGAGUACAGAGUUGGCGCGUACGAGCGGUUUGAUGAUGCCCGGGACGGGGAAAUGGAUGGCUUCCGUUUGAAUAUCGUACUGUUUGGAAUGGCAGGGUCUGGAAAAUCAGCCUUGAUUAACACUAUCUUCGAAUGCUUGGAGACGGGUUCACGGCCUGCUGUAACCCAAACGACUGGAAGGGAAGGAACGAAGAUUUUAGAAGCUUGUGAUCUACCGAACUUUGUCACGAUCUAUGACACCAGGGGAUUUUUUGAUCUUGGCAGGAUAGAGGAAGGUACAAAAUCUUUCACUCCUAAAUCAUUUUAAAUUUGGAAAAUACGGUAUGUGUUUUUUAAUCCGGCGUGUAGAACCAUUAUUUUUAUUUCUUAACUAAGUGGAAAAAUUCAUAAAGUGAAACUGAUAGCGUUGAUGUUUCACUAAGCGAUACGUAUAACGACAGCAACUGUAAAAACCUCACUUUCCUCGAAAUUUUAUUUUGUCCAUCGUUUUUGCUAUUUUGAGGAUAAAACAAGAAGUUGAGAGGGAUGGGGUGAGGGAUGUUCUAGUAGAUGCGGAGGGUGACUGUAGUUGUCUUGAUUCCCGGAAGGACCCCGGAAGCAAGUCGUUUUUCAAAGCUUUAUUAUUUAUAAGUAAAGUUGCAAGCAUUAACAUUAGAGUUGCUUACCAUUUAUGUGGGGAAACCAAAAAUAUAUUCCAUUCCGUUGGAAAGCUUCAUAAAAUAUAAGGUUUCUCCCCACAAUAUACCCACACAAAAUCAAGGACAAGGGGUGGUCGCUGAUACAACGCGUCGUUCAUACGAUUUGUGCAAAAGAAGGCAAAAUCUUCUCCUCAGUUAUUCCAAGACUUUGAGUGUUGACCCUCUUGGGAACUGAAUGGGGUCUUGGGCUGUUAACUCUGCUGCUCGACCAUUUAAACUAUACAGCUUUCAGUACUGGUUAAGUGAUAUUGGAGGAAACUUAAGUCUAAAAUACUUAUGUUUCGGUUGUAUAGGGGAGCUGUUUCGCAUUAUUUAUGGCAUUGAGCGACCUGGAGAUGAUCUGACGCGAGAUUACACGAGUGCUGCAAAAGCAGUAGAAGGAGGGGUCGGUGCUCACAGGCUAAAAAAAAAGCCCAUUGCUGACCAAAUGCAUGUGAUACUGUGGGUAAUUAAAGCUAACGAUGUUAGAUUUGAAACUGGAAAGUACCAGGAGAUAAUCAAGUUUGUUCAACACCAGAUGAGAGAACAAAGUGAGUCCUUAAUAUUUCUCAAACUGAGGCACAUUUCCUAUACAAAGGUUCUUUUUAGCGGUUAAAUCGACAAAAAAAGGGUUUAACUCAAUCCCUUAAUCCCCCCAAUGAUCCCCGCGAAUUUCGAAUAAUCCCGAUCGAGAACACUAGAUGCUUUUCAGAAAGGGCUAUACAGAGGACCGUAGCCUGUUCCAGGCGUUCAGAUUGUGGGGACAGCGCCAGGUGGCGUAAGCAGCGAGGGGGUGGAGAAGGAAGUGAUGGCAAAGUUCCUGCCUCUCUCCCUCUCUCAGGCUUCUUAUUUUGUCUUGCUCUUUGACUCAGCACCCCACUCUAUUAUCUGAACGCCUGGAACAGGCUGAAAAGCCGAGACUUCUUCAUCUUAUUUGAAGAGCCAGUGGGAGAUAGAUGGAUAUGUAAAUUGGCACGGUCCCAGUAGCACACGAAAUCCGAGUGAAAUGCACUUUAUUAAGGCAAUGUGUAGAGAAAAAAAAAGUCUUCUUUGGACAAAACGGGUCACAGGGGGUGAGGGGGGGUGGGGGGAACGGUCUCCCAAAAAAUUUUUUCGGCCAUGACACAUGACACAUUUUUUAUUUAUUUGGAGUCUUAUACAAUAAAUAGUAUAUCAGCUAUUUCCAAAUAACUAAAAUUUCAAACAACAAAAAAUUCCUGACCAUAUGGUUAAUAAGUUAUUAAUCAAUUAAGUCCUAGAGUAUUUACUUUUUGCCGUCUUCUCCUUUCCUUUUAUCAAAGCAUUCGAAUAUAUCUUUUGCUAUUAGCCCUUCGGGCCUAAGUUUGGUCUAGAAAUAAGUGGGGGGGGGGGAGCCGGGUGCCCCGGGUCCCUCCCCUGGAUCCGCCACUGACAUAGUUUGAGCUUUCGCAUUGCCAGAAAUAGUGGACAUUUCGCGCCCGUGAUUAAUUGUCAGCGGAAUCUCAUUUCCAAAAUGGCGGACAAAAACGAUCGUAGUUAAGGAAAGCGUAUCCCCUGCGAUUUUUUAAAUAAUUUGAGCUCCGUGGAUCUGUUUAACGAAGAAAAAAGCUGGAAGGAAACAGCUUGCAAGAAAAUGUUAGGUUUAUACUCGGCCGAGCGGCUGAUAGCAACAAAACAGUACGCGGCUGUACCUUUCGUGACAUUUCCGUGACAUUUUCGUGACAAUUUUGUUUUAAAACCAAGCCUGGUAGGCUAAUCGAGGAUUUUUGAAUGCCUGGAACCUAGUUUAUAUCCCGUGAAGCAUCUCUGGAGUUGUAGCAACAACCAAAAUGGCGAUUCGGUGAGGUUUGGAGUUGUGAAGCUUUGUCCGACCGAAAUAAGUCAUUCGCAACUAUGGCGUCCAUUACUGGACUACAGAUGGAAAACUGAGGGAAAUAAUGCGCCUUUGGAAGUAUUUUCCAGUGCAAAAAUCGUCCUUUUAACGACUGUUUUGGAAACAUCUUCCAUCGCAGAAGUGAUAUCGAGUCGUGCAAAUUUACUUCAGUGAAGGGUUUAUCCUCUAAUCGACGAGUAUUUCGCAUGACUUCGGCAAGAUUUUAAGACAAUGUAUGGAGAAAUGGAGCGUACAACGAGAGAUAAAAGUGGCUACUUCGGGAAGUAAGUAAACCUACUUCUACUUAGCUAUUUUUAACCCAGAUGCGAAGGUUACACAGCACUUAACAUGUUUCGAGUCGUGUACCGAACACCCGUGAGCUCAUAAUCGAUAUAUUUGAAAAAGUUUCCUUUUCUCCAUACAUUUUCUUAUACGAAUUCGCAGCCAUUGUGGCCUUGGUGCGCACGCGCAACCGCCAUCUUGUCCCUAAUUUCUGGCAAUGAUAAGAGAGAAAUGGACGGUGGGAAUUAGGGAGAGUGAGUACGAGGAGUGCGUGCGAAACAUUCAGGGAGCCUUCCUGUCCCCCCUUAAUUCGUCCUUUCUCCUUCCUGCAAAACGCCUGCCAUGCAAGCUACAUGCGACUGUCAGCCUGAUGUCUAGUUUGGUUUUUGUUUUGUUUUUCUGUUUCUUUUAUCAUAGUUAUCACGAUCAUUACGGUCAUCACUUUUGACGAUGAAGUGCGGAGUAUGCCAAACCCUGGCGAACAAAGAAAAAAGUUAAAGGAAGCGGCGAGAGAUGUCACUGGAAGUGAGCCGCGGAAUGUCUUCAUGAUCGCGAACUCGAUACCUGAUGAAGAGUUUGAUCCAGCGUACAAGUAG
This is a messenger RNA of Porites evermanni, 3463 nucleotides long. Lineage: Eukaryota; Metazoa; Cnidaria; Anthozoa; Scleractinia; Poritidae. The record is from the annotation of a GenBank genome assembly.